CUUCCACCUCCUCCCCUCCUCUAUACGAACUCCACACCCCCAUGUAUAUGCAACCACUAAAUCGAUAUAUCUUCUCCUCCAUCGCCAUCGUCUCCUUCGCCUUAUGCCUCGCUGCAGAACUCAAGAAAACUAAGAAAGAUGAUCUCGUAUUCGAUGGAAAGCUGUGUUACCUGCCUGGAACUGUGUCAUUCGAACUAGGAAUCGCAGCCUUAAUCUGUCUUAGCAUCAAUCAAGUCGCCGGUAGUUUAUUCAUUUACAGAAAAUUCAGUCCAAGAAAAAAGGGGGGCUAUUUUACAGUAACACGCACUUUACUCGUUUUUUCCUGGAUUGGCUUUGGAGUUGCAGUGGUUUUAUUAAGUGCAGCAAGCAGCAUGAACCAGAGUCAAGCCUUUGGAGAAGGAUGGUUAGAUGGAGAGUGCUACCUAGUUAAAGAUGGAGUCUACAUUGGUUCAGCCAUACUCACCUUGCUGGCUCUCGGCUCAACCCUUGGCACCGGUAUAGCAGCUGUUAGGCGAAACAAAGCUGAAGAAACACAAGGGUCCUUAGUUCUUGCAAAAGUUGAUAACUGACAAGAUUAUACAAGAGCAAUACCUAACAUAACUAAUGGUUGAUAUAUGUUUACUCACAACAAUCAUUCUCAAGCUAGGAAAAGAUUGUCAUACACAGAGAAAAACCAAAUUGCUGUAUUUAUAUAUUUAUACCUGUAAUAGAAGGAAGCACAUGCAACUUUGCAACAA
Messenger RNA from Salvia hispanica, 737 nucleotides. Its product is annotated as protein MODIFYING WALL LIGNIN-2-like. NCBI's taxonomy places the organism in Eukaryota, Viridiplantae, Streptophyta, Magnoliopsida, Lamiales, Lamiaceae. The record is from RefSeq and is a predicted model, not a curated record.